This is a messenger RNA of Ctenopharyngodon idella (grass carp), 2089 nucleotides long. RefSeq lists its product as uncharacterized. The record is from RefSeq and is a predicted model, not a curated record. Gene Ontology annotation, cellular component: nucleus; mitochondrial envelope; mitochondrial outer membrane. The transcript is spliced from 6 exons. Lineage: Eukaryota; Metazoa; Chordata; Actinopteri; Cypriniformes; Xenocyprididae. The coding region runs from base 137 to 697 and encodes 186 amino acids. Gene Ontology annotation, biological process: positive regulation of apoptotic process; mitochondrial outer membrane permeabilization.
ACGGUGAUCAGCGAGCAUUAGCCACUCAAACACACCCACAAAAGUGUUGUCAACAAACGCAGAGGACUGUUAAACACGGACGAAAAAGUCGCCAGGAGCUGAAGUCACUGCAUCUCCUCCUGAACUCUGUCCCAUCAUGGCUCUAUCAGGAUCUCAAACACCGGACGAUGCUUUGCACGGUUCUUGGGUGGAGCUGGAGGGUCUGGUGGCAUCUGCAAGUCAAACAGAAGGAGAAGUAGGAGCACAGGACACCACAGCCUCCUUCCUGCAGGGGGAGCUGGAGAGGAUUCUGCUGGAAGCUCAGCUGGAGUGUGAGAGGAGUAGUCAAACAGAAAGUCCUCCGCAGGUCGUGACACCGAGAACAUCUGAAUCUCCCAAACCAGCCAGUGAGGGCAGCAGCAGCACAGAUUGUGUUACUAUACAGUCGGAUGAGAAUGACAGGCGAGUGAGUGCUGAAUGGGUGUGGGAUUGGUCCAGUCGGCCAGAAAACCUCCCGCCCAAGGAGUUUGUGUUUCAUCACCCAAAGCAGUCUGGCUCUCUGAGCGUGAGGAAGACUGAGGUGAUGAAGAGGGGUUUGUUUUCCUCAGACGUGCUCCUCAUCCUCCUGCCGUCUCUGCUCGCCUCACACGCUCUGACGCUGGGUCUGGGAAUAUAUAUAGGGAAACGGCUGGCAUCCUCCUCCACCAGCACGCUGUGACAUGUGACAUCUGGCAGCUCACUGAUUGGCUGAGACCGCUGCCGCUAGCACUGUAGCCCAAUCACGCCUCUCUUCUCCUCUUGUGAUGGGCAACUGCCUCUUCUGCCACUGUCUGUCUGUCUGUCCUGCCGCAAAACCAGUCUGUCUGUCUGUCUCUGUGUGUCUCCACAUAUUUAAACGGGGUCAUAUCACGAGGAAUCAAAGCUUUUCAGAUAAAAGAGCCUGAUGUAUUAUGACAGUAUACUGUUUUAAGAAUAAUGUACUUUUUCUUCCCAAGAAGAGCAUUUAUUGAAACAACGCUACAAAAACAACUUGUUCUGAACUCCUUCUCACUAAAAAAGAUUUAGACCUAAAUGUAUUUGAAUUACAUAUAAAAUUUAUAUCCAUUUGGAUUACACAACAUAAACAAACUGUUAAACUGUUAUUAAUGCAAUGCAUACUUUUCAGUCAUACAUAAAUGAAACUGAUAAGAUUACUACACUCAAAAAACAAACUAUGGUGUAGUUUAACUAUUUGCAUCUAUUUGAUUAUAUUAAAAAAAUUGUAUUUUCAAAAUGCAUUUAUUCAAAUUGAUUAGAAUUUGCAUAAACCUGUUCAUUAUGAAAACAAUUAAAUUUAUUCAGUUAAAAGUAUGAACAUGGCUAGAAAUAUUCAGUUAGUUAAAAUGUAUGAGAUUGAAACAAAUAGGUUUUAUGAAUGAUAAAUAUGUAAACCUGGUUAUGAUUUCAUUUGAUUACAUGUAUGAUUAAAUUUCAUUUAUUACAGAAAUCUUACCCAUAUGACCUGGCAAAUAAGCAGUUUAACAGUUUAUGUUAAAACUCUAGUCCAAAUAGAUGGAAAUUUUAUAUGCAAUUCAAAUACACAAGUCUUAAAUUUCGGCCUCAAUAUUUCUGAUGUCCAACUGAUUAAUACGUUAUCACAUGACUUAUCAAAUGUAGAUAUUAAUUUUUUGACCCCUUUGCAUCAUUUUAAGACUAAACUAUCCCUCUAAAUCUUGUUUUUUGUAGUUUCUCUUUUGUUGUCCAUAAAGGACUGUGUCCCUGUGUGUCAGGCGUAAUACAGUUCACUACAGGGAACACAGAAACAGUAAUGCACUGAAAUUUAACUGAAACAGUGUAAAUGAGGAAAAAAACAACAGUGAGCAAAGCAAAAAAAAUGUAUUAUUUUACAUCUCAUUCCAAAUCAAAUGCAAUACAUGCAUUCAGGUUGACAGGGUGUUUGUUCUGAGUAUUUGUGGAGCAAGUAAUAUGAUAAAUCUUGUGUUGCACUGUCGUGUUUGCGAUAUAGACCCAUUCUGUGUUGUAAUGUGAAGGCAACUGGAGCUCAUUAGGUUUUCUGGUCAGAUUAAUCUCGUUUGUAACGACUCGACCUCAAUAAAUGUCACUCUCACCA